This is a messenger RNA of Oenanthe melanoleuca, 1652 nucleotides long. RefSeq names its product Ig heavy chain Mem5-like. Gene Ontology annotation, molecular function: immunoglobulin receptor binding; antigen binding. NCBI's taxonomy places the organism in Eukaryota, Metazoa, Chordata, Aves, Passeriformes, Muscicapidae. The coding region runs from base 120 to 1013 and encodes 297 amino acids. Gene Ontology annotation, cellular component: blood microparticle; external side of plasma membrane; immunoglobulin complex, circulating. The transcript is spliced from 8 exons. The record is from RefSeq and is a predicted model, not a curated record. Gene Ontology annotation, biological process: innate immune response; phagocytosis, recognition; complement activation, classical pathway.
UGUGUCGGGGCGGGCAGAGGCGCCGGCGCUGCCCCGGCGAGGCGGGGCCGGGCGGGAGCGGCCCGAGCGCGGCUCCGCUCGGCUCCUGUGCGGCUGCCGCGGAGCCGGGGCCGGGCACGAUGGCGGCCGGGCUGGGGCCGGGGCUGCUGGCCUUGGCCUUGGCCUGGUGGCCGGCAGGGCUCUGGGCACAGCCGAGGCUGCAGGAGGCCGGCGGAGGGCUGCGAGCGCCCGGGGACUCCGUGACCCUCUCCUGCCGCGGGUCCGGAUUCACCUUCAAGGAUUAUCGUAUUUACUGGUACCGCCAGGCACCCGGAGGCAGCCUGGAGUGGGUGUCCUCUAUCAGCUCUCCCAGUGGCACUACACAGCGCUACGGGUCAGCAGUGGAGGGUCGGGCCAAGAUCUCCCGGGACAAUUCCCAGUCCGAGGCUUAUCUCUCAUUGCGGUCCCUGCAAGCUCAGGACUCUGCCCGGUACUUCUGUGCCAUCCCACGGGACUCAGCAAGCUACAAGCUUAUAUUUGGACCGGGGACGACUCUCACAGUUCAACCAAAUAUUUCAAAAAUUCCUGACCCUGAAAUCAUUGUGAUGAAAUCAAAGAAACUGGAAGAAGGUGGCAGUCCUGGCAAAGCAGCUUGUUUGGCAAGGAAUAUUCAGACAAAGAGCAUCAGCUUGGAGAUGCCCUCUAAGGAGGUCGUGUAUGAACAGAGCACAUCCAUUUUGACACCAGAGGGGCUGUACAAUGCAAUUCAAGUGGUCAGUGUGACAAACGACACAGAGGUGACCUGCACGGCCAAAUUCGACAGCAGCACGAUGACAGCACAGCCAGAAGAGGAGGCUGAAGAACCAGUGGCAGGGCCCAGUGAGAGGGUUUGCAACAGCACAGAGCCCUCAGCACAAGAUGCUGAAGGGCAGAGAGUGAACAUGCUGUCCAUGGCUGUGCUGGGUUUGAGAGUCCUGCUGGCAAAGAGCAUCGCCAUCAACACCCUCAUGAGUAUCAAGCUGUUUCUUCUCUGAGUCAUGGGGAAUGAAGGCGAGAGGAGCCCAAGGAAGAGCAGGAAAGAACGUGAACCAGCAGCACAAGGGGCUUGAACAAGCAGGGCCAGAGCAAUGACAGAGACCAGCCAGGACACAAGGCAGCAGCUUCCCCUGAAGACAUUGAACACUCUUCACUCCUGCCUGGCCAGAUGAUCUACACUGAACAGUUUGAAACAGCUUUUGCUGUUUGCUCUCCUCUGAGAACUGAGGGGAGUGGAUUUUUUCUCCUCUUCCUGCUAAGUAAUCUCCCCACUCCUGUGGCAUUUGCACACAAGUGUCCAAGCUGCUUCAAUAGCUUUCAAAACUCCAAUGCUCGCUCAAGAUAUCUGGGCUUUUAAAAGCAACUUCCCAGGCAUGUUGUGUUACUGCCUGUACCACUGCAGUAGUGCUGCUGAGGGAAUUCAAGCCCAGUCGUUGCCAUUUGUAACUUUGUGCUUUAGAUCGAUUUAAUAAGUGUCUAUUGCAGGUGAGAAAGAGCACUGUAGGAUUUGAAGUGAUGUCAUUCAAACAGAUAAUGCACAUUUAUUUAUUUAGCCUGUAUUUCUUUUGCCAAGUAUAUCUAAUGUGCAUUUUAGACUAAUUUAGUAGAGAUAGAAAUAAAGUUUUACUAGAGCAGAA